GAGAGACAUGCGUCGGGACUCGGAAGGAAAGAACAACAGCAAUCAAAUUAAUUAAAUAAUAAUAAUUAAUACUUAAAUAAAUACGUAUUUUUUGUUCUUCUUGUUUGCAAGGAAGCAAACACAAAAUUCUUCUCAUAUUUCCACCCCAACAGCACCGGGCGGGUCCUUUCUUCUUCUUGUUUUCUUAUUGGUCUCUGCAACUCCUGAUCACCCAUCAAGUUCAAUUUUUGUUUCUUCAGCUAACAGCUCGGAGAGGGAGAUCGUUUUUUGAAACCAUGGAACAGCUAGUCAACUUUAUUAUUCGGCCUCCCAGGGCUGAGUACGACCCACAAAAUGAUUUGUUGGAUCAAGAGUUCAUACUGAAAGGGAAAUGGUACCAAAGAAAAGAUGUGGAGUUGAAAAAUAGUCGGGGAGAUGUCCUGAAGUGUAGCCAUUACACGCCCAUUGUUAGUCCAGAAGAAAAGCCUUUGCCUUGUGUAAUAUACUGUCAUGGAAACAGUGGGUGCAGGGCUGAUGCCAGUGAAGCAGCCAUUAUUUUGCUUCCAUCAAAUAUUACAGUUUUCACUCUUGAUUUCUCCGGGUCCGGAAUCUCCGGAGGAGAUCAUGUGACUUUAGGGUGGAAUGAAAAGGACGACCUGAAGACUGUGGUUGAUUAUUUGCGAGCAGAUGGAAAUGUAUCUUUGAUUGGUUUGUGGGGCCGUUCAAUGGGUGCUGUUACUAGUCUUUUGUAUGGAGCUGAGGAUCCUUCAAUAGCAGGAAUGGUUCUUGACAGUCCAUUCUCUGAUUUGGUUGAUUUGAUGAUGGAAUUGGUGGACACUUACAAAAUUCGUUUGCCUAAGUUCACUGUGAAGUUUGCAAUCCAAUACAUGCGGAGAGCUAUCCAGAAAAAGGCAAAAUUUGACAUAAUGAACCUGAACACCAUUAAGGUGGCAAGCUCUUGCUUUGUUCCAGCUUUGUUUGGGCAUGCCAUUGAUGAUGAUUUCAUACAACCCCAUCAUUCAGAUCGUAUAUUUGAGGCGUAUAUGGGAGACAAAAACAUCAUCAAAUUUGAGGGAGAUCACAAUUCUCCACGACCUCAAUUCUACUUUGAUUCUAUAAACAUCUUUUUCCACAAUGUUUUGCAACCCCCGGAGGAUGAGGUUGUGGAAACAUUUUUUGACACUUUACACGAGACCUUUGGUAAGGGUAGUUGGAGAAGUGUGCACACAGCUGAUUAUGAUCACGGAUGUUCAACUGCUGCUACAGAAGCACCACCUAGCAGCGGCCAACAGGAUGCCAUUAGACAACUCCGUUCAAGAAGACCCAUGAGUCGGAUGGAGGUUCCUUCUGGCAUUUCAUCUACCGAUGGCCAAUCCGAAUCCAAGGAUGGACAAACUGAUAAUGGCCCAUCAUCUUCUGAUAUGAUUAGCUUUGAAUUUGCUAAUGGCAGUCCUUGUGGGCCCCAUGUUCCAACCACGAUGGACGAUGAUCAGUAUGUAGAAUACCAGCUUGAUGACCUGGAAGGUUUUCCAAGUGAUGUCGAUGAGGAAGAAAGGAUGUUAAUGGAAGCAGUGAUGUUAUCACUAAAAGACUUAGAAAUGAGAGGCCCUCAGGCAGAUGAACCACCGCCCUGGGAUACCCCUGAUUCUUUAAAUUUGUCGCAAAAAGAUGACCAGCCUGAUGAUGCAUCUACUGCAGAGAAGCGAGAGCUGUUGGAGACAGAAUCUACUUCCACUUCAGUUGGGCACUUGGGAUCCUCGAAAACAGAAUCUAUUUCUACUUCAGUAAGUAAAUCCCACGACUCGAGACCUGAAGAUCAAACUCCUACAAGGGUUCCAACAACAGAACCUGCAUCACAAACGCCUCUAUCCAUAAUGGAUGGGAGCGCUGGGGCAUCUAGCCAAAGCGAUACAUCAGAAAGCAUCCAAAGAACAUCAGAUAGUGACUUGUCAGCCAAGACGACAGCCACAGUAACGGUGGUAAAAAAUCCUGCAAGCAAUGUCAUGGAUGGUUUGAUACGGCGUUGGGAUUUUAACUUCUUUAGAAACAACCACAGUCGAUAGAUGACUCUUUUCCUUAUUUUUUUCGUUUUCUCCGUAGACAAUAUGAUUGCAUUUGUUUGUAACUAAAAUGUCAGGGUUCAUGAUUUGUAAAAUGCUCAUCUGGAAAAGGAAAACCCAAACCGGAAAACGGAAAAGAAUAGAAAGAUUGCUGUGAAAAUUGUAUUGAUUUUAGUUGUAACAUAAAAAAAAAGGUUUCUUCUGGUUCCAGAUUCUUAUUCAGUGUCUACAACACAAAUGAAUAUAUUGUUUUGUU
Messenger RNA from Malus domestica (apple), 2295 nucleotides. RefSeq lists its product as uncharacterized. The record is from RefSeq and is a predicted model, not a curated record. NCBI's taxonomy places the organism in Eukaryota, Viridiplantae, Streptophyta, Magnoliopsida, Rosales, Rosaceae.